Molecule: messenger RNA, 1068 nt
Organism: Zalophus californianus (California sea lion)
Lineage: Eukaryota; Metazoa; Chordata; Mammalia; Carnivora; Otariidae
Exons: 7
Coding region: 1-813 (270 amino acids)
Source: RefSeq, a predicted model, not a curated record
AUGGAGAGAUUUUGCAAAGGGUGUGUGAGUGGAAUAUCACGCCAGGGACAAAGUCAACACAAAGAAACGAACUCCGAAAAGGAGCGGGAAAGAGAAAUAGUUGAGCGCUGCUCUGGCGAGUCCCGCAGCUCUCUUCCUCGCAGUAACAGCAGUGGUCGGCCCCCCGCGCUUUGUGUCUCCAGUGCCGAGGUGAAGCGGAGAGAACGCGCUGGGAGCGUGGGUGAGAGGCGGCGUCUCGUUUCCGCACCACAGGUUGACCUUCGAGUAAGAAAAGCUCUCCCAGCGGCUAGUGUGGGACGUGGAGCCUCGCUCGUGGCUGCCGGCAGCGUUCCCACGCGCCGGGCGCGGACAAAGCUCUCGCCGCCUGCGGUCCCGACCCACUUCUGCUCUGCUCCCGCCGCUCCGACUGGUCGCCGCUCCGGCACUUCGUGGGCAGGGACGCCGACGCCCGCGCGUGUCGCCAGCCGGUCAGACCACUCGCACUGCCUCGUUCUCCCGGCCGUGGCCCGCGACGCCUACUGGCACCAUAGGCUACGUGAGUUCAUUGUCCCUGGAGAUGGAGCAAACCCCGAAGAACAAGCAGUGACUGUGUGGAUCUACGCUCUCAUAUCCCUGCUAUUAGACGCACUGAAGGCUGUCCACUCCCGGCUGAGAACCCCUUCCUUCAACUCCAACAAUUGCCAUUCAUUGAAAAAGCUGCCUCUGAAGAGAGUUGCCUCUUGCAAGGCUAAGGAAAUGAUACCCAACGGAAACUUGGAUCUACGGAAAGGAAUGAAGAACCUCAGAAAUGAAACAUGGAAAGUAAAGAAAUGACUGAAUUCAAGCUUGACAACAAUAAAAAUGUUCAACGAUAAAAAUGUUUAAUUCUUGCUUGAUAACAGUAAGAGAGUUUAAUUGAAACUUCUCUUGUCAGUGCCAAACAAACAAGCUGUUAGACUUGUGAUCAAAGGGUGAAACUUAAUCAUCAGAAACUUACUUCGUUCCCUUGCGCAAGCACUAAGUAAAAGAUACCAAAGAACCAGAGGUCAGUUCACUAAAAUCUGUAUCUUCCUUUCUCAACUAACUGUG